UGUCAACACAGAGCCUGAUGUGGGGCUCAAACUCACAAACCGUGAGAUCAUGACUUGAGUUGAAGUUGGAUGCUUAACUGACUGAGCCACCCAAGUGCCCCCAACUCAGGUUUUAAAUUAAUUACUCUGGCUGCUAUGCUGAGAAGAAACUAUAGGGAGUUUUGGGUAGAGGCAGGAAGAAGUCAGAAGGCUGUUGAUAUAAUCUAGAUGAAUGAUGGUGGCUUAGUCCAUGGUAGUAACAGAAGGGUGGGGGAAAGCAGUAAGAUUCUGUGUGUGUGUGUGUGUGUGUGUGUGUGUGUCUGAGUGAGUUUUUAACCAUCGUGAAAUAUACAUAAGAUAAAAUUUACCAGUUUAACUGUAAGUGUACAGUCCAGUGGCAUUAAGUGCAUUUGAAUUAUCAUACAACCAUCCCUCCCCACUGUCCAUCUCCAGCACAUUUUCAUCAUCCCAAACUGAAACUCUUGGAUACAUGUUUAAGGCAGAGUCAGAAUGCUUUCUGACAAAUUGGACUGGGAUGUGAGAGAAAGAGAAGAAUCAAAGACAACUCCAAGAUCAUUGACCUGAGCAACUGGAAAAAUGGAAUUGCUAUUGACGAGAUGGAGAGAAUGAGUGUAGCAAGUCUGGGGAGGAAGGAAGAGAAGGAGGUCAGAUUUCCUUAUGUGAAUUGGAAGUGUCCACUAGGCAUCCAAAUGGAGAAUUUGAGAAUGCAUUUGGGUAUGCAAGUCUGGAAUUCUCACUGGAACUGGGUGGAGGUAUACAUUUGGAUGUCAUCAGCAGAUAGAUGGUUUUUAAGACACAGAAAGGAAUGAGACAAUCAAUCAAAUGAUUGGAUGAGACCGAGAAAAGAAGAGAUCAAAUGCUUUGAGGUAGGCUAUCCUUGGCCCCAGUCUAAGAGGUUGGAGAGGGAGAGAAGAAAACCGUGAAAUAGAGAAGAAAGAAAAGCCAGAGAAGAGUAUUGAAUGCUGUGGAGAGGCCAAGUAAGAGGAUAUAGAAUUAACCAUGGGAUACAGGGGUGUGCACCUGUAUCCCAUGACCCUAACAAGAGAAGGUUUGGGGAGGUGGUGGGGACAAACGCUUGGUUGGAAUGGUUAAGAGAAAAUGAGAGGAGAAGAAUUGAAAGCAAUAAGUGAAGACUACUCAUGUCUAGAUUAUACUGUAAAUGGGGAGCAAAGCUGGUCAAGGAAAGAAGAUCAAGGGUAAUUUCUUUUGUUUUUAAUGGGGAAAAUAAUGGUAUAUUUGUAUGCUAAUGGCAGUGAUCCAGUGGGGAGGGGAAACAGGUGAUGCAGGUGAGGGAAGGAGCAUUUUAAAAAUUUUGAAAACGAAUACCUCUACGUGGGACCACAGUUUUUGCCACUUUCUAAACCAUACUCUGACCUAUUCACUCAUUUGUAUAAGCUACAUUUGACUUUUCAUCUCUUGGCCUGGAUAGAUAUAGACCUACAUGGGGCUCUAAAACAACACUGGAAUCAAUUGGCAAGGAUGUAAAUUAGACCUAGUCCUGCCAGCAGACAGACAGAUAGCCCCCACGUGCUAAAGUACCUUCUUUCUCAGGAGUGUUUUUGGCCAUUUGUUCAUGCAGACACUGCCAGGAAAUUGACAGUCAGAAGCAGUUGAAAUGCAAAAUCCUAUUAAUACACAAUAUAAUGCAGAUUUGGGGGACUCACUAAUUUAUUUUAUUAUAGUGUCUAGAAGUGAACGUUGGAAUGGUCCUUGGAAAAUGGAUGGUUUCUGGGUGCAGGCAAAGGAAGAGAGAAAGUUAUUAAGUUGGGAGUGAGUGAUAAAAUAGCAGUGGGAGCAAAGAUGAGUUUUUGCCUGGUCUUGGACUGGAACUAUGUCACCAUGGUGAAAUGAAAUGGUUACCACUGGACCACAAAGUGUCAGGAGCCCAAAGACCGAGUAAUGGUAAUGUCCAAAUCAGAGAAAGGCAAACAACUAAUGCAUGAAUCUAGGUUUGGAAGGUCAAAUUCUGUGAAAGGAAAGGGGGCUAAUAUAUACCUAUUACUGUAUUGAAUAUCCUUAUUCUUAUCCACCUUAUUACCCUGGAAGGAUGAUCUCUAGGGAUUAAAUAUGGUGGCCAGCCUUUAUGAUGGCUCAGGGAGCCCAACUUCUUGGUAUUCAUUCUUCACCUUGCACUUUAUCCUGGAAACGUAUUCUGUAGAGGUUGGAUCAAUAUGCUUCCAAGCCCCAGUUUCUGGUUGGAUUACACUAAUGGAAGGAAGUUGUGGUGAGGUUGCUUUGAGCUGGAUAUGUCCCUCAACAGCAGAUCAUUGCCCCAGUCAAAGAGGUCUCUGUUGUACUUAAAUCUCUCUCACUUUUCCUGGUCCUUUUGCACCUAGGGUUGGUGACAGUUCCAGUACUGUUGGACCCAGUUUCCUGUACAUCCUUUAUAGUUCCCUUACUCCCAUCCACACCUUUGUAAUUAGUGACUUUGUGAAUGAACACUACUAAAAUUAUUCUAAUUUAAAUAUCUUAUGUUUCAUAUUGGAACCCUAAUACAGUAAUAGAUAUGAGAAGUGGCUCCAGGAAAGAGUCAAAAUUGGAUCUGAGAUUUAUUUGGUCAUAUAUUUAGAGGUCCAAGGAUAGCCUUAUAGCUGGGGGAAAUAAGUCAAUUAUCAGUUACUUGAAUUAUCAUUGGCAGUAGCCUGGAAUGCAGUGCAAAAUGCUAGCUAUAUGGAGCUUCUGUAAAGUCUCAGGAUGAAAAUCAGCAAUCCCCCAGGGGUUUGGAGCAAUGCCUUGACACUGUGCUGAUUUUUAAUUUGAAAAUAGCUGCUGACUAGGGGCGCCUGGGUGGCUCAGUCGAUUAAGCUUCUGACUUCAGCUCUGGUCAUGAUCUCGUGGUCUGUGGGUUCAAGCCCCAUGUCGGGCUCUGUGCUGACAGCUCAAAGCCUGGAGCCUACUUCAGAUUCUGUGUCUCCCUCUUUCUCUGCACCUUCCCCCUUGCACUCUGUCUCUCUUUCUCUCAAAAAUAAAUAAACAUAAAAAUUUUUUUUAAAAAAGAAAGAAAAUAGCUGCUGGCUUGCUCCUGGUGAAGACUGAACAGUCAACCAUGGAUCAUGAGAUAUUUAGGUGAUUCAAACUGCCUAUCAUGAGCUUAGUGUCAUCUGAUUCAUUGAACCAUAAAGUUAGGCAUGAAUAGCCUCACAUUCCAUCAUAAUAUGGAAGUGAUAUAUUUGCAAGUCGGCCCCAGUAGAUCCAGAAGGCUCAAGAUAGCUUCAUGACUUAUAUUUACAUAGUACCUGUUCUUUCUGCUUCUCCUUCAAUCACAUGAGAGGCCCCUAGAGGAGGUAGUCAUCAAGACUUACUUCUAGAUAGAUCUGCAUCCUAAGCAUAUAUGAAAGGGGAAAUAAACAGCCGUUGUGCUAUAGCCACGUUCAGAGGACUCCUGAAAGAUAGUGCUGAAAUACAAUCCUCCGAGCACUUCAAAAAGUACAUCCAUUUGUUUACUUCAUUAGGAAGAGAUAGUAUGAGACACUGAUCUGCAAUAACUAAUGGGCAAUGGCAGAAAACUAGUCAGGAACAUGGAAAGAACAAGGUCAGGAGAUUUGUGACAAGAUCUGGGGGAGAGGAUUAUGGCUGAAACUCUUGGAAUGAGGACAGAAUGGAAAGAUAAAAUCAGAGGUCCAGAAAAUGAUCCAUGUCUAACAUACUCUGCUGCCUUUUGUCAGUUUUGUUUGCAUUAGCUCAGUGGUGCUCUGCAUAAUCUUAAGCGUCAUGUCCCAUGAUUCAGAAGCAGCUGGCUUAUGGGACAGAGGAAUGGCCUACUAAAGGGCCAGUUACUCUGACAUCUGGAAGAUAACAUCUUACAAUGUUGGAGUGGUAUCCUAUAGGGUGCAAUAAAUGUCUUAAAUCACAACAAAUGUGUAGCCAGGAUGCAUGAGUCAGGGAAGUAAGGAGGGGGGUAUGAGUGGCCCUUUUCGCCAUUUCACCUAAUAACCCACUGGAAUAUUGUUCUCUUUAUCUGUGAUCUUGAGUUGGUGGGUUUGGAGAUUUCAGUGCCCAAGAGAAGCAUCUCUUUCUUAGGGAACCCUGAAAGUUGAGACUGCCCUCUGGCACUUUGGGAUUCCUCGUGUCACGGAAUUGAUAGGCAUAGAAAGGGGUCAAUGUAGCUGAGAUGAAUAUCCUGACUACCAGGAAGAAAUUGGGUUGGUGCUUCACAGAGAAGACAAAGAGGACUUCAAAACUCAAGGAAUUUACUAGUGUCAUUUCCCAAUAUUCAUAGUAUUCCUGGUCAUUGGAGAAUUAUAACAGCCCAUAAAGACAAGACCAACUAAGGACCCAAGUCCCACAGGAAUGAACAUUUGGGUUAUUCCAUCAGAUAAAGUACCUAUUUCAGCCAAAGUGUUGACUGAGGCAAAGGGAAACAUGGAAUGGAUGGUGAUAGGGGGUAUCUACGAUCAACUUAGGACAGCACAACCAUAGAUGUGGGAAUUGUAGCAGCUGUGUUUUAUGUUACUCUUCUUCUCUCCUUAUUUUGUUCCCUACCUCACUUAAAGAGUCCUGAUGGUUGAGGCACCUGGGUAGCUCAGUUGGUUAAGUGUCCAACUUUAGCUCAGGUCAUGAUCUCAUGGUUUAUGGGUUUGAGCCCCCUGUUGGGCUCUGUGCUGACAGCUCGGAGCUUGGAGCCUUCUUCAGACACUGUGUCUCCCUCUCUCUGCCCCUCCCCCACCCAUGUUCUCUGUCUCUCUCUCAAAAAUAAACAUUAAAAAAAAUUGGAAAAAAAAAAAAAAGAAUCCUAAUGGUUAGCGUGCUAAGUUUCGGGUGGAAAUAUGACCGCGCUGACAUCACCUGGAGAUAACAUGAUGACUUAUGGGACCCCAUUGCAUCCCCUGUUCUGGGGGCACAGAGCAGAUGCUGGGGGGUAGACUAUACUGGGUGUCUUCUAUUUGUACCCCUUGUCUAUUUUCCCAGGAUGAUGGCUACUUUAAUCUUCUCAACAACCCUAUAGUAAUAAUAGAUCUUCUCGAUUACCCUCUUCCUAUAUACCUGGCAUUGUUCCAGGUGCUUUCCAUGAAUUGAUUCAAUUCAAUCAAUUCAAUUAAUGGAUUCAAUUAAUCCUCACAGUAGGUUUUUCAUGCUGAGUAUUCUUGCAGAUGAGGAAACUUAAGCAAAGAACGGUUCAGUAACUUCCCCAAACCCACAGUUAGAGAUUAACCUCUGCCUUGUAAGCUUUCUCAAAGGGGUUAGGUAUGAUUAUCUUGGUUUUGCAGACAGGAAAGCAAAGACUUAGAAGAGUAAACAAAGGGACUCAUCCCAGAUAUAAUCAGCCCCACAGUGAGGGUUCAAACCCAGGUCUGUCUAACCUCAAAACUCAUGUCUAACAUAUUCUGCUCUUUAAUACUUCAUUUUAAGGUGUCAAUGUGAGAAGGAGAUGACUGGGAAAUUUAGGUUCCAUGGACAUAAGAUAUUAAAUAAUAAACUAUUAAAAACUAUUUUUAAAAGAAAUGUGAUGGAUCUGAUUGAAAAAUCCCUGCUAAUAUUUUCUAGGAGAACACUGCUUUUUGAAUCAUUCUUUUUUUACACUUAUUAGCUGUCAUUAGCCUGAUCAAGUAGAAUACAGUGGUCACUUAUCAUUCACAGACUGAGGAAAUGCAUAAACCAGAACGGGGAGAAGAGCCUGAGAAGGGAAACCACACUGGCCAGGGUGCCAGUAACUUCUUUUUUGCUUUAGUGACAGUUUCUCACCCUUCCACUAGUAAAGGAGGGCAUAGUCAAGACUUAGCACAUGCAUUAUAAUAAUUCAUAUCCUUCCUGCCCUUGGGAAUUUCCUCCACCUGAUUCAUCUAUUCAAUAUCAUGGACUAAGGGCUGUCUCACAAUGAUCUGCUUUUCAGAUAAUACCAUCCAGUCGAUUUUCUGUUGCUGUUGCUGCUGUUCCGUGCAGAAGCGACAAGUAAGAACACAAAUAAGCCUAAGCAAAGAUGAAGAAUUUUCAGAAAGAUACACUCCGCGUCGCAGGCUGUGGUUCAGCGAAUUGCCAAGUAAGAAGCGAGCCAACAGAGGCCACAUGCAACCAUCAAAACGCAAGCCACUGCCUCCCCUCCCACCCUCUGAGGUUACUGAAGAGAAGAUCCAAGUAAAAGCCCUGUAUGAUUUUGUGCCCAGAGAGCCAUGUGAUUUAGCCUUAAAGAGAGCAGAGGAGUACGUGAUAUUGGAGAAGUAUAAUCCUCACUGGUGGAAGGCAAGAGACCGCUUGGGGAAUGAAGGCUUAAUCCCAAGCAACUAUGUGACUGAAAACAAACCAACCAAUUUAGAAAUAUAUGAGUGGUACCAUAGAAACAUCACCAGAAAUCAGGCAGAACGUAUUUUGAGACAAGAGUCUAAAGAAGGUGCAUUUAUUGUCAGAGAUUCGAGACAUUUGGGAUCCUACACGAUUUCUGUGUUUAUAAGAGACAGAAGAAAUAUGGAGGCUACCAUCAAACAUUAUCAGAUUAAAAAGAACGACUCAGGACAGUGGUACGUGGCUGAAAGACACCUCUUUCAGUCAAUCCCCGAGUUGAUCUGGUAUCACCAACACAAUGCAGCAGGUCUCAUGACCCGUCUCCGCUACCCGGUUGGACUGAUGGGCAGCUGUUUGCCAGCCACAGCGGGUUUCAGCUAUGAAAAGUGGGAGAUAGAUCCCGCUGAGUUGGCGUUUGUGAAGGAGAUUGGAAGCGGUCAGUUUGGGGUAGUCCAUUUAGGGCAAUGGCGAGCACACAUCCAGGUAGCUAUCAAGGCCAUCAGCGAAGGCUCCAUGUCUGAAGAGGACUUCAUCGAAGAGGCUAAAGUGAUGACGAAAUUAUCGCACUCAAGGCUGGUCCAGCUGUACGGAGUGUGCGUUCAGCAGAAGCCCCUCUACAUCGUGACGGAGUUCAUGGAGAACGGCUGCCUGCUGAGCUAUCUCCGAGAGAGGAGGGGAGCGCUGCGGAAGGAAAUGCUGCUGAGCAUGUGCCAGGAUGUCUGUGAGGGAAUGGAGUAUCUGGAGAGGAGCCGCUUUAUUCAUCGGGAUUUAGCAGCAAGGAAUUGUUUGGUCAGUGCUGCAAGUAUAGUAAAAAUAUCAGACUUUGGAAUGACGAGGUACGUUUUGGAUGAUGAGUAUAUCAGUUCUUCUGGGGCCAAGUUCCCCGUCAAGUGGUCCCCUCCUGAAGUUUUCCACUUCAACAAGUACAGCAGCAAAUCUGACGUCUGGUCGUUUGGAGUUUUGAUGUGGGAAGUUUUUACAGAAGGAAAAAUGCCUUUUGAAAAUAAGUCAAAUUUGCAAGUUGUGGAAGCCAUUUCUAAAGGCUUCAGGCUGUACCGUCCUCAACUGGCACCAAUGUCCAUAUAUGAAGUCAUGUACAGCUGCUGGCAUGAGAAACCCAAAGGCCGCCCGACGUUCACUGAGUUGCUGCAGGUUCUCACAGAGAUUGCGGAGACCUGGUGACACGAAUGGGAGGCCAACCCAGAGGAUCAUCUUGCAAAAUUAUCACAAAAGGAAAUCCUGUUCGGGGUCACUGAUGAUGAACACCUUCCUUUAGAGUUGCUGACUCUUGGAAACAGUGCAAAGAUCACAGGCUUUUCAAACUUUAAAAUUUAAAAAUACUCUGACAGUCAUAUUUUCUACAGGGAUGUCUUUGAAAGGGACUUUCCGACUCUCAUUUUUCUGUGUUGUUCUCCGUGUCCCAUACGUGAAGAGGGGGAAAAUGCUCCAUAGUGGUCUUCAUAGUGGCUGCUCUUCCUGAGAAGAGCCCUGGGAGCCCCUGAGAGUGAAAAACUCUGCCAACUCAUGGAAUAAAGGAGCCUCCCCUGCAGAAUUCAACCCUUUUGAGCUGGACGGACCUUUGUGGAAGAUGCACCUUUACAAGACACGUGAAUGUGAACAUUCUUAAACUGUCUUUUAUAAUCUCUCCUAUGUUAUUUAAGGACUUGGUUUUGCACAUACCUGAUUAUUUUGGAGACAGUUUCUUGUAUUCCAGUUUUAAACACUGUGAAGGCAAAGUUCUUUGAACAGGUCCCGGUGACAUUUCUGUUUCCAGUAAUAUCCAUUGUCAGGGUCAGUUGAGAACUUGAAUUUGAAUUCUGCAGUUUCACGCUUUGUCC
Molecule: messenger RNA, 8054 nt
Organism: Panthera uncia (snow leopard)
Lineage: Eukaryota; Metazoa; Chordata; Mammalia; Carnivora; Felidae
Gene: TXK
Product: TXK tyrosine kinase
Exons: 14
Coding region: 5815-7398 (527 amino acids)
Biological process (GO): tissue regeneration; T cell receptor signaling pathway; adaptive immune response
Molecular function (GO): non-membrane spanning protein tyrosine kinase activity; ATP binding; protein binding
Source: RefSeq, a predicted model, not a curated record